Messenger RNA from Columba livia (rock pigeon), 1421 nucleotides. It is a transcript of the gene ISCA2, whose product is annotated as iron-sulfur cluster assembly 2. Bases 16 to 672 code for a protein of 218 amino acids. The record is from RefSeq and is a predicted model, not a curated record. Lineage: Eukaryota; Metazoa; Chordata; Aves; Columbiformes; Columbidae. Gene Ontology annotation, molecular function: iron ion binding; 4 iron, 4 sulfur cluster binding; 2 iron, 2 sulfur cluster binding. Gene Ontology annotation, cellular component: mitochondrion. Gene Ontology annotation, biological process: iron-sulfur cluster assembly. The transcript has 4 exons.
CGCAGCGCUUCCGCCAUGGCGGCCCUCGCCGGAAGCGGCGGUGGCGGGCAGCCAAUGGGCGGGCGGGGGCGGGGCGCCGGGCGCAGUAUGGCGGCGCCGGGGGCACUGGGGCGCCUGUGGAGGUUGGCGCUGCGCAGCCGGACAAGGUACCGCACCGCGCCGGGGCCGCUUGGUCCCCUGGGCUCAUCGGAGGGUGUGGUGUGUCCAGGCUGCUGGUGUCCCGCCCCGCUGUGCCCAGGCCGAGCGCUGCCGAGGCUCCCGCCGGGUCCUGCCUGUGCAGUUGCCCGCCCGCUGCGGUGGGCAUCGUCCUCCUCCCAGCCGGGCCCCACGGAGAGCGACCCCGGUGACGGACAGGUCUUCCUCAGCGAGAGCUGCGUGAAGAGGCUGCUGGAGAUCACAGAAGGUUCAGAGUUUCUUAGGCUGCAGGUGGAAGGAGGUGGCUGCUCUGGAUUCCAGUACAAGUUUUCCUUGGAUACAGUUAUCAACCCUGAUGACAGGGUGUUUGAACAAGGUGGUGCACGUGUGGUCGUGGAUGUGGACAGCCUGGCCUUUGUGAAAGGUUCCAUGGUGGACUUCAGCCAAGAGCUGAUUCGCAGCUCCUUCCAAGUGGUGAGCAACCCUCAGGCAGAGAAGGGCUGCUCAUGUGGGACUUCAUUCUCUGUCAAAUUCUGACUGGACUUCCUAUGGAUGGACACUGUCUGCAGACACUUCCUGGCAAUCUUCAGAAAGUUUUUGCUUGUUCUUUUUCCAUCUGCUCCCUUUCAUCUCCCUUACCCUGUAAUACAGCUGUUAAAAGUGACUCAGGCUCCAGGCAAACACACGUACAGCUGAUCUCCAAGCCUUGUUGGCUCUUCCUUCAGAAACAUGAAGUAGCCAUGAGCACGCACAUUGGAGCAUCUUCAGCACCUUGUAAACCACCAGCCAGGUGGUGCUGACUGUCCUACCCUGUCUGGAACGUGGAGCCACUUAUCACUUGUCUCUGGAAGAGAUGGCUGUAUCUAUGUGUAUGUGUUUAUUGAAAGUUGUUACUAAAAACAAGCCUUUGAGGUUGAUCAGUACUGCUCCUGCAUUCCCAUGUGGGUAGAAUUUGGGUUCUUUCAGGCUACUGUUGCUUAUCUCUUGUCUUCCAGCUGAGUGGGACUCAGAGUCUCUCUUCCAUACACCUCUCAGUGUUGUUGGUUCUCCACUCCCCAACUCAGUGGGCUUUUCCAGAUACUUUGCUGUUCUCUUAUCCAGCAGUCUUAUUUGCGUCCCAGAAACCUACAGUGCUUUUGCUGGGGUGAAAGAUUUUACUUGUUCAGAGUAAGUGAAGCUGAAAAAGUGCAGUAGGAAGAAUUAAUGGUGUAUUUCUUCUAUUUAAAAAAAAGAAAAAGCUUUUGUGUGUUUAUGUAUAUAAAUAAAUAAAGUGCACGGCCCUCCCA